CAGAUGCUGUGCUGGUAACCCGGAGGUGGCAUGCGGCAUGCUUGUUCAAAAGGUGGCAGUCAGCCGUACGCGAUGGGUCUGUUGCUGCCUUAAUUACGCCCGUGGAGGUUCUCAAAUAUUAUUAUCAUCAAAGAAGUCAAGAUUGGGGCAUCGCUGGGGUCUUAUAUCGACGAACUACGCCGUCGCACACCGACGAAUCGAACCUGGUCUACUACUGCGCCGCACAGCCCCUUUCAUACAACAGAGAGCAUGGUCCGUAUGAGGAUCGCGAGGCUUGCUGUGGCGGUCGCUGCUUGUCAGCUUCUGUCGACGACUUCAGCACAGAUAACAACAUCAUUCACAUCGGCAACAAUAUCAACAUCGCUCGCAUCGCGAAUUGAAAUUCUGUCAUUAUCGGCAGUGAUAGCAACCCCCAUAAGCAGUGAAAGCUCCUCAACAAGAUCAGGAUCAUCGGCGACACCAAGCACAUCUAGUGAACCUCAAGUCCACACUAUCAAAGCUGGUUCUGGUGGCUUCAAGUUUACGCCACAAGAGCUGACCAACGUAUCUGUCGGCGACAUAGUGACAUUCGAGUUCUAUCCUCCAGAUCAUUCCGUUGUCCAGGCAGAGUUUGGUAGUGCUUGUGUGCCAUACAGCUAUGUCGACAAAGACCAUGCCGGCAAAGGCUUCUGGACAGAGACCCAAUGGGUCAACACGACUGCAGAUAUCACUUACCACAGCAUAACCAUCAACGACACGCAACCCAUCUUCUUCUACUGUGCAGCACCCAACUCUUGCAAGGGUGAACUCAUGGUCGGUGCCAUCAACCCCAACACAACACAGACCCUCGCCUCCCAGAUACAAGCCGCAAAGAACGCAGACUUCCAACUUGCAGUCGGCGACCCCGUACCCAACGAAGCAACAUCCACCAUCCUCAACGGCCCAACCUCGACUCCCACCUCUUCAUCCACAGGCGGUGGUACGCAUCUGUCGGGCGGCGCAAUCGCCGGCAUCGUCGUCGGCGCCGUCGCCUUCCUGGUCAUCUGCGCCGCGCUAUUCUUCUACGUGGGGCGCUCCAAGAGCCUUAAAGAAGUGCUCAAACACCAGGGCGCGAAUGCCGGUAAUCCUAAUAGAGCCUCGACGCCGGGCCCGGACAUGGGAUACAUGCCGCACGACCAGAACGUGCCGCGAUACGGCAGCCCCGCGCCACCGUACGGACAACACAAUGUCGGCGAACAGUAUCCGAGUGGGUGGCAGGGCAGCCCGCAGAUGCAUCAGGGCCACUUGAGUAUGCAGAGCCAGAUGAGUGGGAUGAGUCAGGAGCAGCUGGAUUACUAUAAGCAUAACCAGGGACUUGCUCCGCCUGUUGAGCUACAUUCGCCUGAGCCGGGACAGCAGGAGUUCAGGGCGGAGUUGGCGGAUAGUGCGCAGAAGCCGCCUAGGACCUGAGAUAGACGCCUGAACGGCGAUUUCAUCGUGCUAGAUGCCAUGGCACAAGGAGUGUUGAUCAUGCCGUACCGGGUGUUUCGUCGAUGGCUCGAACGGCUAUAAAAUGCUAGGAGAACCAAGUUGUCUUGGGAAAGCAUUUGAUGCUAGCAUGCAGAGGGCGGUGUCCUGUUCGAGUACAUAUGGGUACUGGGUGCAUGCGUGUAUGAUUUUACUUUUCCCUCCGCUUCGGCGACCCUUUUGAUACCACGCCUCUACCGGAGACCAGGGCAAUGAUCGUUCGUUAGUGCAUAAUUAUAAAGGUCAUCUUCAGAUCCAC
This is a messenger RNA of Didymella exigua CBS 183.55, 1744 nucleotides long. RefSeq lists its product as uncharacterized. The coding region runs from base 250 to 1428 and encodes 392 amino acids. Lineage: Eukaryota; Fungi; Ascomycota; Dothideomycetes; Pleosporales; Didymellaceae. The record is from RefSeq and is a predicted model, not a curated record. The transcript has 3 exons.